This is a messenger RNA of Anguilla rostrata (American eel), 1116 nucleotides long. It is a transcript of the gene nr0b1, whose product is annotated as nuclear receptor subfamily 0, group B, member 1. NCBI's taxonomy places the organism in Eukaryota, Metazoa, Chordata, Actinopteri, Anguilliformes, Anguillidae. Gene Ontology annotation, cellular component: nucleus; cytoplasm. Bases 190 to 981 code for a protein of 263 amino acids. Gene Ontology annotation, molecular function: transcription factor binding; transcription corepressor activity. Gene Ontology annotation, biological process: negative regulation of transcription by RNA polymerase II. The transcript is spliced from 2 exons. The record is from RefSeq and is a predicted model, not a curated record.
UACUGGCUCCCUCUAGGCGCGUGCUGGGAGAAAAUUGUGGGAGGUGUCUGGGAAUAUAAAAAAAAGACUUAAACAAGUUCUCAAAUGGGAGGAAGGAAAUAUAAAUCCUCUGCCGUGGAUGUGAGCCACCGGUCUAAGAAAACAACCUGAGCCUCAAAGCGCUGUGGACAGUGCCAAAUGUAGAGCGGCAUGGCUUACUUUGAUGGCUGCCAUUGCCUGGGAGACGGGAGACAGAACAGCAUCCUCUACAACAUUCUGAAAAACGACAACCGGACGGAGCAUCACGCGCACAGGCGCCCGGGUGUCGCCCUCAAGCAGCAGGCUUGCUCGUGCGGUUCCAAGAAGAAAGUGGCGCUCCAGUGCCCGCAGAUAACGUGCAAAGCCGCGUCGGCCGUCCUGGUAAAGACACUGAAGUUCGUUAAGAACGUGCCUUGCUUUCGUGAACUACCAGCCGACGACCAGCUGCUACUCGUGCGCAGUAGCUGGGCGCCACUUCUCGUGCUGGGAAUGGCACAGGACAGGGUCGACUUUGAGACCAGGGAGACGACCGAACCCAGCAUGUUACAGAAAAUUCUUACCAGCGGACAAAAGACACAGGACGGCCCGCAAGAGCAAAGCGACCACGGUGUGUCUUUAUCUGACAUACAGGGCAUUAAAGCGUUUCUUACCAAGUGCUGGGGACUGGAUAUCAGUACGAAGGAAUACGCCUAUUUGAAAGGAGCCGUUCUCUUCAACCCAGAUCUGGACGGGCUGCAUUGUGUACACUACAUCCACGCGCUGCAGAGUGAAGCCCACCAGGCUCUGAACGAACACGUGAAAAUGCUUCACCGAGACGACCACGCGAGGUUCAUCAAACUGUUCCUCGCGCUCUCCAUGCUGCGAUCCAUCAACGCCAACGUCGUCGCCGAACUCUUCUUCAAACCGGUCAUCGGAACGGUGAACAUGGAGGAAGUCUUGCUGGAGAUGUUUUACGGCAAAUAGCCCGAUAGUCUGGGCUGUCGUGGUUGUCGAACUGUGGGACUGAUGACAGCGGGUGGGAACAGAGAUUUUGAAUCCCCGAUAACUUAUUUCUUUUUACACGCGCUAUUUUUGCAUAAUAAAACUACUCUCUGGUCA